Molecule: messenger RNA, 1728 nt
Organism: Guyanagaster necrorhizus
Lineage: Eukaryota; Fungi; Basidiomycota; Agaricomycetes; Agaricales; Physalacriaceae
Product: alcohol oxidase-like protein
Exons: 18
Coding region: 1-1728 (575 amino acids)
Molecular function (GO): flavin adenine dinucleotide binding; oxidoreductase activity, acting on CH-OH group of donors
Source: RefSeq, a predicted model, not a curated record
AUGUCCCCAUCAACUCAGCCCCAUGAAGAAUACGAUAUCAUUUUUGCUGGAGGCGGAACUAGUGCAUGCGUAACUGCCGGACGCCUUGCUGCUGCCGAUCCAUCGCUCAAGAUCCUGAUCCUCGAAGCAGGGCCACACGUUCGUGGCCUUGAAAAUCACCUCCAGCCGGCCCGCUACUUCCACAAUCUUGUUUCUUCAAACGAAGUAUUCACGUUUCAUGUCGGGAACCCUAGCAAAUCCCUUUCCGGUCGAUCUCCCAUCGUUACCUCUGCUAAAUGUGUCGGUGGCGGAUCGAACGUUAACUUCGUCAUCCAAACAUCUUCCAAGGUAGAAACUUACCAAUGUGGUUCCGACCCGACACAUGGUACAAGUGGCCCCAUCGCAGUCUCAGUCAAAAACGUUGUGGGAGGCUUUGGAGAACAAUACCUUGAUGUGGCAGCGCAGUACGAUAAAGAUCGUGAUUUCACUGAUGAUCCCAACAAUUUCGGGCCCUGCAAUCAAUAUGGUCCUUGGCCAAAGUACAUCGAUUCGAUGUCUGGGAUACGAUCUGAUACCGCCUGCCAUUUCAUUUAUAAUCAAGAAAACAACGUUAAUCUGAAGGUCCUAGACCGGCAAAGAGUUAUCCGAGUAAUUUUCGACGAUAAACGUGCCAUUGGCGUGGAGUAUGUUGAUAAAGCUGAAUCUGCUGCCAAAGUUACUGGAGAAGGCGUUCGGCAAGCGUUUGCAUCACGCCUUGUCGUAUUAUCCGCUGGGACGUUCGGUUCACCGGCCAUCCUCGAGAGAUCAGGGAUCGGAGGAACUGAGAUCUUGCAGAGGAACGAUAUAUCUCAGAUUGUUGACCUGCCUGGCGUUGGGGAGAACUACAACGACCAUAACCUUCUCUUUAUUCCUUAUUACGCGGAUGAACUAUCCGAUACUCUUGAUAUGAUGACCCAGCAACUGUUGCAUCAAUGGCGCAAAGACGGAACGGGAUUGAUGGCAACCAAUGGCAUUGACGCCGGAAUCAAGCAUCGGCCAAAUGAAAAGGAUUUAAAAAUUCUUGGACCUACCUUCACCAAACGAUGGACCGAUUUCUUUUCGAACGCUCCCGAUAAACCUGUCAUGUGGAUUGGUCCGAUAGCCGGUUACGUGGCUCUCGAUCCCCCACGACAACCUGGGCGCAAGUAUUUCUCUAUGAUAUACUACACGGAAUAUCCUGCGUCGUUGGGCAGAGUACACAUACAAGGCGGCCUCAAUCCAUAUGUCCCUCUCGAUCUGGAGACUGGUUUCCUUGAUGAUCCCGCCGACUUGGCCGUUUUGAGAUGGGCUUAUAAGCACAGUCGGGAGUUUGCUCAGCGCAUGGGCGCCUAUCGAGGUGAUGUUGCUGCAGGGCAUCCAAAAUUCCCUGAAGGGAGCCAGGCUGCCACCGAACUCCAAGCUCAAGGUCCCGUUGCGAUAUCCGCUCCCGAUAUCAGUUAUACAGAGGAAGACGACGUCGUAAUUGAUGACUACCAUCGUCUCAAAGUGGCGACCGCUUGGCACUCGCUCGGGACAUGUGCGAUGAAACCGCUCAGCCAAGGCGGGGUUGUCGAUUCACGUCUUAACGUCUAUGGUGUGCAGAAUCUCAAGGUCGCUGAUAUGAGUAUAGCGCCGUCCAAUGUUGGAGCUAACACGUACAAUUCUGCGCUGAUCAUUGGAGAAAAGGCAGCAGUAAUCAUAGCGGAGGAGUUGGGAAUCAAAGGUAUUUAG